UUGUACAGGAGGAAGCAAGCAAGAAAGUGUGUGUGUUCUUGUUGGUGUGUUCUUGGUAGUCAUGAGAGAAUAAUUUUAAGUUUGUGUAAAGUUGAUGUAAAACGAAGUAAUUUAUCACAAUUACUUGUCAGAAUGGCGUUAAAUUUAACUAAAGCUUUGCAGAUGAAUGUAUUUAUUAAAUCAGCAAGCUCUGCCCUUCGACAAGAAUGUCAAAUUUCUACUACUGCAACAUGUCACAGGAUUUCUGUUGGUCGAUACAAACGUCUGGAGGGUCGUUCCCAGCUCCUGACCUAUGAGCAAGCCACUAAACCUCAUGAAAUUGCUCAUUGGAAAAGUUGGAAUUCUUGGAAUACGAGCAAUCUUCUUGGUGGUCGACGUACCCAGCUCACUGCAAUCGAAGAUAUGUUUAUCCGGAGGUUUAUAUAUGGAUCCUGGUUUUGCAGUGUUGUAGGAGAGCAAAUUAUCAUCAAACGUCAGCAUAAUAUGAUACGUAUAGCAUUUUUAAUUUCUAAAAGAAUGAAUCCUCAGUCUGUAUAUUUUCUUACUGGUUUUUCUGAGGAAAUGCUUAGUAUUUGGUUGCACUGCCCAGUAAAACUAGAGAUACAGGCAGUUGAGCCCUUUGAAGGAUUUGUUAAGGUUCUUGAUCCUGCAUAGGAUAUUUUUUUCUGAAGCGGAUGAUCAAGUAGAACUGUUAAUAUUUUCCUUUUUUGAAGGAACUGUUUAUAUUAUAAAAAAUAAAAUACAAAUGAAGCAA
Messenger RNA from Frankliniella occidentalis (western flower thrips), 754 nucleotides. It is a transcript of the gene mRpS24, whose product is annotated as 28S ribosomal protein S24, mitochondrial. The transcript is spliced from 3 exons. Gene Ontology annotation, cellular component: mitochondrion. The record is from RefSeq and is a predicted model, not a curated record. Lineage: Eukaryota; Metazoa; Arthropoda; Insecta; Thysanoptera; Thripidae. Gene Ontology annotation, biological process: translation. The coding region runs from base 133 to 654 and encodes 173 amino acids.